GCCCAAUGACGCCAACAGACGUAGUAGUGUAGGGACAACAGAGCAUGUGCUUCAGAUUAACGUCCUUAGUACGACCAAGGCUGAUCAGUCUCUUGGUGCUUACAAUUGUUCUCGAGAUUACCGUCUGAACAGGUGGAGAGGAAACCUUAUUGUUUUACAAUCCUCCAGUGUCCUACUAUUGAGAAUUCUCGUCCUCUGUGUUCAUGACUGGUCUUAAAUUUAAGGGAGUUUUUUAAACAAAGCGUAAUUUUCAGUUAGUGGGCACGUGUGUAAUUUUGCCUUCAAAACUGGCCAAAGUUUUUAGCCUUCAAUUUAAUUGUUUAUUUCCAAACUUCUCAAUAAUCAGGGGUUUUGAAUAAGUACUCUAGACUUAUUUCGUUCAACAGCAUGAUACUUUUAGCACUUCUUUUGGUCCAUUCUGCUAGAAGCUGCAGCUUUCUGGACGCUGCAGUAAAUGUGGAGCACAUGGCACCAUGGUCAUUUGAGUACGAUGCUGGACAUGUGGCAACGAUUUACUGUUUUGAUAAUUUUUUUGUUUCUUCGGCCAUAUCUGAGACAGAUAAUAGCGCGGUUGUCAGAUGUGGGCCGUCGGGAGAGUGGCUCACUUUUGGAUUGGGCUUUGAGACUAUUGUAACUGGAUGUAUUGAAUGUAUUGAUAGCAUAGCGAGCUGCAAUUACGGCUCCUGUGUGGAUGGAGUGUGCAUUUGUUACGAGGGCUACGAAAAGUCUCUGAGAGACCCUAGAUUGUGUGCUAUAACCCAGUGCGAUGAUCUGGUACUGGCCAACCAAAAGGCUGAUCCUGUUGGACCGUAUGAUGUUGAUGCUGUUGUUGCGGUUAAAUGUAAUUCGGGACAUCAUGUCCUCGGAACGAAAGAUGGUACUGAGCAAGUUUUGACUUGCAAAUCUGACGGACAUUUUGGCUCUGUUCUCCGACCGUGCGUUGUUUGUGGACACUCCGGGGAUUGUACGAACGGAACAUGCAAUGCUAACCACGAGUGCGAAUGUGACAUUGGUUUUAUUCAGAGUUCCAAAGACAAGAGCGUCUGUAUAAAGAUUAAGUAACCAGCUAAUGAACGAGAAACUAAGAAAGAAGACGAAAGAAGGACAAUUCCGAUAGACGAAAUUUAAAAUAAUAUUAACGGAUUAAAUAAGAAUCGAUUAAUAUAUAAUAAUGGAUUAUACAUUGAACUUUCUAACAUAGAUUGGUGCACAUCUAGAUAAAUAUGGCAUACUAUACAAUUUAUAAGCAUCUCGCGUUUCGUGCUCCUCAAAAUUAUACGUCCUACUCCUACUUGCCGGCGCUACUAAUUCACUCGCCAGUGUUUCAAUGAAAAUAGCGCUAUUCGUAUUAUAUUACGUUUUGGUGUUGUAAGCUUUUAUUAAAAAAUGAUUGAAGAAUAAUUGGUGAAACAACGAUUAAUUUUAUUA
Messenger RNA from Bolinopsis microptera, 1428 nucleotides. RefSeq lists its product as uncharacterized. The transcript has 5 exons. Lineage: Eukaryota; Metazoa; Ctenophora; Tentaculata; Lobata; Bolinopsidae. The record is from RefSeq and is a predicted model, not a curated record. Bases 388 to 1062 code for a protein of 224 amino acids.